GUCCAUUUCAAUAUUUUGUAAUUUUAUAUCAAAUAUUGUUAUUAAAAACUUAUCAGUUGUCUCUCAUAGCUUCAAUUGAUUUUACAUCACACUAGUAUAGUGCUUCCAGUUCUUUUACUUUUGAGGAUUCGAAAGCUUCCCUGCCUUGCUAACGUCAACAACACCUUCCAGAGUUUAUGUAUUAAUGUUCUAUGAAAUUUCUAUUUAAGAUUAAUAUUACUUUGGCUGUCAUUUUUGGAAUGUUAUCAUUGGUAUUAACUGCAAGGAUGAUUCUGACCAGAACCAAAUCCUCAACGAAUGCCGCAAUUGUUUCGUAAAUAGCAACAAUAAUAGGUCUAUUGAUUUAGAGUAGAUCUAUAGAAGAUGAGGUUACCCGCAUGGUUAAAAAACUCGUCUUCUUGGCUAUGGACUGCUGCGUUGUCGGGGGCAGUUCAACGUCGACUACUAGCGUUCGCUUUACAGAAGCUCAUAGGAUCAAUACUUCAAGAAGAUGUUCGCCCAGAGGAUAUACAGCUCUUAUUUUCAAAAGGCGUAUUGGUAUUGUCUAAUUUGCAAUUGAAUUGUGAGUUUUUAAAUGCAAUCAUCCCAUUUCCUACCAUUAGAGUAUUAAAAGGUUACGUGAAGAAAUUGGUUCUGCACGUGAAUCUUACGGAUCUUGUUAAUCUGAAUGUGGAACUCGAAGUCCAAGGACUGGCUUUAGAUAUUACGCUUACCCAAUCUGAUGAAUACAUGGGUUCUACAAUCUACCAGGAUGCCUCAUCUCAAAUCGAUAUACUUGAUAAUGUGGUAGAGUAUAUGAGUAAGACAGCUUCCCAAGAUUUUGAGGAAGAGGUUAGAAGUGAGGGGCUUGAUAAUGAGAUACCUGACAAUUCCCGCAAUUUACUUGACAGCAUUUUACAGAAGUGUCUUGCUUCCACUUCCGUGAUUGUGGAACAUCUAAAAUUUAAAAUCAUGCCAUCUUCUCUUGCGGCUUUGGAAUUGAGUGUCGAUUUUAUUAACUUUUCUUCAUUUAAUAACAGCUCCUCGUCACGGUUACUCAAUAUAUCUGGAAUCGUUCUGAGUAUGGUCAGGAAGGAAAAAAGUUUUGAGGAUCGCAAUUCGUCAUCUUCGAGAGGUCUUGCUCAUUCUUUGAGUUCCUCUACCUCUAGUAGUAUGGAGGAUGCACGAAGUUUUUUUACACCUGAGUCUGAGGCAACUGAAUCUCAAACAAUGUGUAUCAAUGCUAAAGAGAUUGAUGCCUCUGAUUCCUCUUCUUCUAACCAGAAUAAAUCAAAGGAGAUAGAUCGUGUUAUUUUUUUCCGCUCUACUGGUGAAUUUCGAUGUGUAUUCAGUAUUGAGGUCUCAACGUUAAUGGUUAUAGAAGCCCAUGUUCCUCCUUGCGAGUUUGAUCUAUCCCCUCAGAUUUGCGCUUUUCUGUUAUACUUAGUUAAGCUAUUCAAUGAUUCAUCGAAUUUAUCCAAAAUGGAAUCAGAUUCAGCAAAGUCCCCUCUUAAUAAUCUCCAACUGGAUAUUCACAUGUCUUCAUUCAAAGCGAAUGUUCAUUGUAGGCUACCUGAUAGAGUAGAACGUUUUUCUCCGGCGGACGCUUUAAAUCAGCUUCAUUGGGUUCCUAAAAAAUCUUCUAAUCUCGAAAUACAUUUUAAUCAAAUUCAGAUAUCUAAUGAUGAUCAUGACCUUAAUGACCUGUUAAUGACUUUUUCCAAUUUUGAGAUAUUUAUGGACGGUAGCCCCUUAAUUUCGCUUCAUAAAGCUAUGUACUCAUCUUGUACUAUUAAUUUUCAUAUGGAAAACUUACAGUCUACUUUAAAGCUACAAAUGUCAAGCGGCGAAAUUUCUUUACCGUUAGAAAAAUUUGUUCAUCUUCAGGAACUUUUUACUACGUUUUUUAAAGACUUCACAAUGCUUGAAGAUUCGUAUCUAGGUUUAAGUGAAUUCAGCAGACGACGCGGUGGUUACCAAUCUUCAAGUUCCCUAAACGUAGAAUCUACAAGUCCAACAUUUGAAGUUAUAGUCUUAUUUGAUCGUUUUCAAUUUCAGCUCACAAAGCAUCAUUCGGAUCAACUCAUCACUUGCUUUACUAUAGCUUCCAGUUAUUUGCAACUAACUAAAAAAUCUUUGGGAACCUUUUCUUCCAUUCUAGUGUUUUCUAAAAAUAUAACUUUUGACAUAGAGAACUAUUCUGCUGUUGGAUACCCUUGGAAAAGCAUUUCAUCAGAGACUGUUUUGCGAAUUUCCAAUGGUAUUUUUGAAACACAUUCAAACUCCGGAUUAUCAGCAUUUACUGUAUCUGUUCAACAAGAUGAAUUUUAUCAUCCGAAGUUUCAGAAAUUAGCGAAUAAAUCUCCCUGUCAUGAAAACCAUUUUUAUGUCGCUUUUGACGGACUUCAUUUAACAAUUAAAAAAAGAGUGAUAGAGUCUAUUAGUUCAUUAAUUGGCGAUCUAUCCUCCGCAUUCGUCAACUCUGGAACUCCCAAAAAUGAAGUACAGCCGGACUUUAGACAUUUUUUGAAAAUACGCGUUCGUAAUUUUUCGUUGCAUUCAUAUCACGAUGAUGAUAACUCUUUACUUUUGAAAUCUGACAGAAUAAAGCAUUAUAUGUCAUGGGUUGGAGCAGAAAUGAUAAGCUUAGAUUCUCGUACUUACAAUCUUUCGGCUUAUUAUUCUACACGUUUAUUCAACAACAGACCACUAUUGUCAGUUGUGAGGAAUUUAAAAAAUGGCGAGAAAAAUAUAUUAAAUCUGUUUCUGACGUUUUCUUCUCUAAAUCAAUCUGAUUCUACUAAUAAAUUUCGAAUAAGUAUAAUUGACUUAGGAUAUGAACAUUACAUAACUGAUUUUUGGCUCUCUAAAUUCUUGGAAACUUACUUCCCGCAGGAUCCUGAGGUGCCUUUUCUCGAAUUUCCUAAAUUUCCUUAUGGCAUAAACCUCACCGUAUCUGACUGUAUUUUAGGAUUGAACCCAUCAAGCAUGGAAUCAAAGUUAUUGAUGCAUUUAAAAGCUCUUGAAGUUCAGAUUGGUGCCAUUACGUUGGAAACAACGAUUAACAUUAAGGCUUUCACAAGUGAGGCUUUUUUAUACAUAACCAAUAAAUUAAAUGAAGAUGUUAUGUCUGAAAAGAGACCCUUUUUUCAAGAAGAACUUGGGACAUCUGACGCUAAAUUGUCGCAACUGGCAGCCGAUGAAACGAUUGGUUUUGUGAUUCAGUCACUUGGUUACAUCGAAUUGGCAAGAAUAUCGGGUCUAAAUACAGAAAUGACAGUAGGGAUUAAUAAGGGAGAUUUAAGUACGCUUAUAAACCUCAGCAAUGGUGAUUUGCAUCUUCAAUCCUGUGCUGACAGCACUCAACUAUUUUUCCAAAUAAUAACCGAUUGUUCAGCAUCAAAUAACGUUGAUGAAGUCAAAAAUUACUUAGUAUUGCCUAAUCCCAACUACUCGGAUUUGCUUAAGGGAGUCGACACCGAUUUUUUCGCUGAUAAUGUGAACCUAGCAAGUCCUAAGUCGUCAGAUACCGGCAUUUCCGUGAGCAGUCAAACUCUGGACAUUGUUAACGAUUACUAUGCUUCUUCUGUUAGUUCAGAGGAAGAAUUGUGUCCGUCAGUAGCUUCAAAGGGUUCCUCUCAAAGUGAACUUUUGUCCGAUGAAUAUGAUAAUUUAAAUUUUUCUGAUGAGGAGGCUUUGGCAUCCGAAGAUAGAUUAAAACAAGAUAUUGAGCUUAUUGAGGAUCAUUUCUUCACUCGAGGAUCCAUUGAGCAUCACGACCACUUUGAUAAGGCUAAUGAGUACGAUAUGAAACUGAUAGUAUCCAACAUUCGUAUAAAUUGGGAAUUAUUCGAUGGCUACGACUGGAAUUCGACUAGAGAAGUUAUAUCUGAAGUUAUCAAAGCAUAUGUACAGAAUGGUAAAACAAGAAAUAAGGAUCGGGUUGAAACUCAUGUUUUUGAAAGCAUAUGUCUUGAAGGAUUUUCUAAGUUUGAAAAAAUUUAUUUUGAUAAGAUUGCCGAGGCCAUUGAUUUAAAUAGUCGACUGGAACCGGAACCUCUUUCUAAGUUCGAUCGGCAGCACAUUCUACGAUUAGGUCGGUCGACUAGCAACAAAGUAUUGAUUGAGAUAAUUGGUUUAACGGGCGGUUUUACAUCCUUACGAGGAGAAAAAAUUUCAAAUGAAGUGUUAAGUGAACUAGAACUUGGCAUCAAAGAUUUGACUAUUUACGAUCGUUUGCCUUCAUCAACCUGGAAUAAGUUUUUUAGUCGUGAUUCUCGGUCGUCUUCAUUAAAAAAUAGGAAUCAUCAUUUGAAUUUAAGAUUUGCUAGAGUACGCCCUUUACCAGAAAUAAUGAACACUGAGUUACAGGUGGAAAUCGGAAUUUUACCCUCAAAGAUGUAUAUAGAUCAAGAUACACUGGAUUUCAUAAUUCGCUUUUUCGCAUUUAAAUCAGAAGUUCCAACAGAAACUGAUGUUUCUACUACAAACCUUCCAUUUUUCCAGUCUAUAUGUGUUCAUGCUACACAUUUCAUAGUCGAUUAUAAGUUCAAGAAUCCCAACUCUGCUGGGAUAAAAAGUGGAAGAUUACCCGAUUUUGGAAACUUUCUCGUCGUUCAAGGUUCGGAAGUUUUUCUGAGGCAAUUACAAAUUUACGGUCUUUCCGGUUUCGAGGAAUUCUUACAUGCUCUAUUGACGGUUUGGUUUCAGGAUAUACGAAACAACCAACUGCAAAAGGUGCUUAAUGGAUUAGUCCCUAUUCGAACGCUAUUUACUGUCGGAAGUGGAGUGAAAGAUAUAUUUGUGUCUCCUGUAAAAGGUUUACAGAAAAAGCGUUCAAUGAGAAGAUUCCGACAUGGAGUGUUAAAAUUUACUGGAAAAUAUAUGAAUGACCUUUUAUCAUUCAAUGCACAGGGAAUGACAGGCACACAUGCAUUGUUGAAACAAGUUGAGGAGUAUCUGCAAUCCUCAAGAGAAUUGCGAUCAAAAAGAUUUAGUUAUUAUGCAAACCAACCUGAAUCAUUGGAACAAGGAUUACUGGAGGGUUACCAUGGUUUCCGGCAGGGUUUGGUGGGAGCAAAAACAACAUUACAAUCCAUUCCCAGUGAGGCAUCUCAGCGAACGAGUUUUAGUAGCGCUGCUCAAGUAGUGAGCAAAAAGAUGCCGUUAGCUAUGCUGAAACCUAUGGUUGGAGCCACAGAAGCAGUUUCAAAAACCUUGUGGGGUUUAUCUAAUUCGCUGCAACCUCAACGCAGGCAUAACCUUCAAGAAAAAUACAAGAGAUAAUUUUUCAAAAUCUGAGGUUUUACGAAUCUUUGAUUUUUUUUAUCACGCCUUCGAUAAUGGUUUUCUUGUUUACUUCUCUGAUACAAGGAAUGAUAGCGUCGGUUGGAAAUUUUUAAUAUUGAGAAACGAAUAUUAUCUUACUAAAUACUAAGAUUAAAGCCUGUCAAUUCGGCUGUAUGCUAAAGUCUUUUAUUUUAAUUGUUUAUGCCUAAUCCCGAAUGCUAUGAUUUUCAUUUGCAAAGUUGAGAUUUCAAUGUGAAUAGGAACUUCAUUCUUUACUGGCGGAGUAAGAUAUUCGCAGCUAUAAUGAAUAUUAAUUUAAUGACUAAUUAUUGACUAUGGAUCUUUAGAAGUAGUUCUUUUUCUUUUAAAACGAUUUUUUACGUUGCAAGCAAGACAUUCUUCCUAGUUUGCUAUCGAUGAACUUCUUGUAGGAGGUUCCAUCUUCAGUUGUUUAACAUUUUUAAAAAGAAAAUAAAGAAGGUCGUACUGGGAAUCGAACCCAGGUCUCGAGAAUCAAAAUCUCAUGUGCUAGCCAUUACACCAUACAACCGUUUUGAUUUCAGCUUCAAGAAUAAACUAAUCGUAUUAAUUUUUCAAAGAGCCAUACCAAAGAUCACGCCAGAAGAAUAAUGUUAACAGUUUCCUGAAAGAAAAGCAGGCAGUAGGAAGCAAAAAAAGCAGCUGCUUUAACGUAGUUUAUUGUCGGCUAUACAGCUGAACUAUGGAACCAAAAAAGUACGGUUGACGAAGGUCGUACUGGGAAUCGAACC
Schizosaccharomyces octosporus yFS286 is the source of this 6038-nucleotide messenger RNA. RefSeq names its product autophagy associated protein Atg2. Gene Ontology annotation, biological process: piecemeal microautophagy of the nucleus; autophagy of mitochondrion; reticulophagy. The coding region runs from base 364 to 5265 and encodes 1633 amino acids. The record is from RefSeq and is a predicted model, not a curated record. The transcript has a single exon. Gene Ontology annotation, cellular component: phagophore assembly site; extrinsic component of membrane. Gene Ontology annotation, molecular function: phosphatidylinositol-3-phosphate binding. Lineage: Eukaryota; Fungi; Ascomycota; Schizosaccharomycetes; Schizosaccharomycetales; Schizosaccharomycetaceae.